Molecule: messenger RNA, 540 nt
Organism: Megachile rotundata (alfalfa leafcutting bee)
Lineage: Eukaryota; Metazoa; Arthropoda; Insecta; Hymenoptera; Megachilidae
Source: RefSeq, a predicted model, not a curated record
UUCCAACAUCCAUUUAUCAAAAACACUUUAUUGUUACUUCAUAAAGAAAAUAUGAGUCGAAUUCCACGAGCUGGGACCUGUACAGGUCUUACUAAAACCCAACAGCUUCGUCAAGCAAAAUCUGCUGCGAUGUUAAGAGAUUUUGAGAAAAAACAAGCAGAUAUGGCACGACAUCAAGCAGAUCCAUUUAAAAGACGUACAGUACUAAGACCUGAACCAAAAAAAGUAGAUUUUACUAAACCUGGAAUGACCAAAGCAAUGAUGGCAAGAGUAAAACAGGCAGAGAAGUUCAAACAAGAAUACGAACGUAAACAAGAAGCUUUAACUACUAGUCGACAACCUCGGAGAACACCUGCACCAAUAGGAGGUGAUGCCAGGUUGCAACGACAGUUAAAUUUGAUUGAAAUGAAUGAUCUAACAUUUGUUAAAUGAAUAACAAGUAUUACUCCGUUUUUCAUGUCUUUAAACUAGAAGAAAUUUAAAAAAUAAAUUGAGUAAUUCAAUGACUUCUUUAAUAUGAAAUUUUUGCUAUCAUACACA